Molecule: messenger RNA, 1068 nt
Organism: Branchiostoma floridae (Florida lancelet)
Lineage: Eukaryota; Metazoa; Chordata; Leptocardii; Amphioxiformes; Branchiostomatidae
Product: arginine-hydroxylase NDUFAF5, mitochondrial-like
Exons: 3
Coding region: 30-950 (306 amino acids)
Source: RefSeq, a predicted model, not a curated record
GCCUGCGCUAAUGCUUACGUCACCCCUUCAUGAUCGAACUUUGGAACUCUUUUGGGGUCGUCGCGUUGCAGCAACGUUUGGGACUAGAGGCUCUUCAAGGGUCGGGGCAGUUUUGUUUCGUUGACCACGACAGAACCUUUACAAUGAAUGCAACAACUGCUGACCACUACUCCCAGAACCGCUCCUACCAACACAGUUUCGGGGUUGAGGUGCUGCAGCAGUACCUGGCGUGGGAGGGGGGCGACACAGUUCUGGACGCAGGGUGUGGCACGGGGGAGAUCUGCAGAUACAUGUCUCAACAGCCAGGGGUCGCUUCUGUGCAGGCAUUCGACGUGUCUGCUGGAUUCGUCAGCUACGCCAACCAGAAUAACUCAGCUCCAAACGUCCGCUAUGACGUGGCCGAUGUUUCUGACAUAUCCACUUAUAAGCCAGAGUGGAAAGGUGGCUUCAGCAAGGCCGUCUGUCUCGCGGUGCUGCACUGGCUCCAGGACAAGGAAGCAGCACUAAAAGCGAUACAUUCAUGCCUGAGGUCACGUGGAGAAAUCUUGCUAUCUUGCGACACCGAGGACAGCAGCUUCUAUCGAACCUCACACAACAUGGCUUCGCACCCCAAGUGGCAGCCCUAUUUGGGAGAUUUUGCGCCGAACCUGUUUCCGUGGCCUUCCGGUGAUCUCGUGGAGAACCGUAGCCGCCUGAUGCAGGAGUGCGGGUUUGAGGUACUUUCAUGUCACAUCAAACCGCAUCAGCAGUCCUUCGAGUCUAAGGCAAAGCUGAUGGAAGCCCUCCGCGGUAUUUUUCCGCACCUGAACUACAUACCACAGGAAAAGCACGAAGAGUUCUUCGAUGACCUGUUUGAGAUGGCCAAAGACAUGCAUAUGGUGUCUACGGGCGGAGAUUCUGGUUACAUAGGGAAGAAUGAUACUUUAGUCCUUCAUGCCCGAAAGCUGUGAAUUCACUCACAUUGCAAAUUGGAUCUACAAGAUUAUGAGAGAGAUUCUCUUCUUGGCUUUACUUCAAUGGCAGUACUUCCGCUUUUUGUAAUAGUCUUGAUUUGUUGAUGGCAGGUAG